Molecule: messenger RNA, 985 nt
Organism: Zophobas morio
Lineage: Eukaryota; Metazoa; Arthropoda; Insecta; Coleoptera; Tenebrionidae
Exons: 6
Coding region: 1-747 (248 amino acids)
Source: RefSeq, a predicted model, not a curated record
AUGUCGCAAGAAAACGACGAUUUCGACGCUCCUCCGUCCCCUAUAUUCUUGGGGCGAAUGGGGUUGAUCAUCGAGAUCAGAGAAGCGAACGGGAGACGCAGACAAAAACGCGUUUUGGAAGAAGCUUAUCGCGAAAUGUUGACUAGACAAUUCGAAGAAAACCGAAAGCGACAAGACGGUUGCUGGAGCAAUUACCUACUAGAAGCGGAGGCGCGCGAGAGACAAUUGCAAGCAGGGGAAGAAAUCCAACAACGGACGUCACCGGAGGAACCCAUGCCGUCCACUUCGGGUCUGGGAAACUCCUCGCUCGCCGGCGUACGUUCGGAAGCAGUGUUCGAUAUGGACGACGACGACGACGACGACGAUGCCAUAAAUGCGUCGUUUGUCACGUCCGACGGGGUGAUGCAGGCAAGUGGUGCUGGGAUCGAACAAGACGAAGAAGAAACGACGCUGGCCCACCUCGAAGUGUACGAAGAGCGAGAAAAAUUUUAUCCCCGAUUCGGAUUGACCAGUCGUUUAUUGGAGUUCCGUUUCAAACCAAUGUCGGACGAAGCGAAUCCGGCAACAUGGUUAGAGAACGGCAUGAGGGAACUCCUGCGAAAGGUUCUGGUGGACGUAUCUCCGGACGAUUGGGUCGGGAUGGUGCUGACUAGCGAGAACUUUGUCGAACGACCGCUCGCUAUUUCGUUCAGGAAAAGAAGCCAGAUGUCGUUCGUGGGCAUUAGCCGUCGCCAUAGAAAAACGUAAAGCUCCCGAGGAGAGUCAAUAUCAUUUGAUGCGGCGCUGCAAUUUCGUAAUCCAGAAGGCCGCGGAGAAGUUGUGCCAGAGAGCGGGAGUUAGGUCAUCCGGCCUGUGUGCAAGGACAAGACAGCGGGCGGACUCAGCAUUUCUUAACAAUAUAAAUAUGUAUUUUUUACAUUGUAGGCCACUUUUAGUCGCACUUGUGUAACGGUCGUAAUAAAGCUUUUUUCCUUGUUUUUAAAAA